UUCUUAUUGUUUCUACAGAGGAAAUCGAAAAUCUCCGCCUCUCGCAAGCUCAUGCUAAAGAGCUUGAUGGUGGCCAAGGCCAAAGAGGAGCUGGAGCAGGAGAUGCUGGAGAAAGAGGAGCAGAAGUCCAAGUAUUUGGAUGAAAAAGCUCCUCCGUUACAGAUCAACUCCAUGAACUUAGAGGAGCUUCAGCAUCUAUGUGAAGAACUACACUCUAAAAUUGACGUGGUGGAUGAAGAGCGCUACGAUAUAGAAGCCAAAGUGAUGCACAACACCAGAGAGAUUAAAGACCUGAACAUCAAGGUGUUAGACUUACGAGGCAAGUUUAAAAGACCGAGCCUUCGAAGGGUUAGGGUCUCUGCCGACGCCAUCCUACGCUCGCUGCUGGGCUCCAAACACAAAGUGUCUUUGGACCUGCGAGCCAACCUCAAGUCCGUCAAGAAGGAAGACACGGAGAAGGAGAAGACUGUGGAAGUGAGCGAUUGGAGGAAGAACGUGGAGGCCAUGUCAGGAAUGGAGGGCCGAAAGAAGAUGUUUGACGCAGCCAAAGGCCCCGCCCAGUAGCGGACCAUGUGGUAGAAUAGACGUUCUAGUAUCUAGUGAUGCACUAGACACAGAGUGAGCAUUUUGAUCCACUCCAAGAGGUGUUUGUCUUCUUUACCACAAUAAACACAACACAAACUUUCUGUGUGUGAUGACGACAAAAAUGUUAUGUACCAAAGAUCUGAAAUACAGAUUGUCCUUGGGUUAUAUGUACAGGUUUCUUUCUCAGACUGUGAUGUAAGUGGAGUCUUCCUGUAUGUGGGAACUUAUACCUGCAUUAACCCUCUAGUCACUCAUACUGUAUACACAGAAUACAAUAAAAAGAUUAUACAGUCGUC
Messenger RNA from Doryrhamphus excisus (bluestripe pipefish), 881 nucleotides. RefSeq names its product troponin I type 1b (skeletal, slow) (gene tnni1b). The record is from RefSeq and is a predicted model, not a curated record. Gene Ontology annotation, biological process: skeletal muscle contraction; cardiac muscle contraction. Gene Ontology annotation, cellular component: troponin complex. Lineage: Eukaryota; Metazoa; Chordata; Actinopteri; Syngnathiformes; Syngnathidae.